This is a messenger RNA of Porites lobata, 6440 nucleotides long. The record is from the annotation of a GenBank genome assembly. NCBI's taxonomy places the organism in Eukaryota, Metazoa, Cnidaria, Anthozoa, Scleractinia, Poritidae.
GGACGGUAGUAGUGCUUAGGUCGUCCAUUUGAGCUGAGCACCGCAAAAAAGUUAGGUAGUUACUGAAGUGCUGUUAUCAUCUGUAAGGAAGAACAAAACUAUAUAUGAUGAGCCGCUCUUUGCUUCGUUUGCGUCAGUUGUGUUUGCGCUGGGUGCUCGGCACUCGUGGAUGUGCAAAAAAGAUGGCGGCAACAAUGGCGACGAAAUCGUUCACCACCGGUGUUGAUUUGAAAGGCGAAGAAGGUUCCAUUUCCCGCGGUUCAAUCGAAGUAUGCCGGCUCAUGGCCCCUGAUGAUGCUAACAUCGCUGGGAAUGUACAUGGUGGGACUACAUUGAAGGUAAUCGAGGAAGCCGGGCUCAUUCUUGCCACACGCCACUGCAAUAAGAACAACGCGGGCAACAGGCCGGCGUAUGGUACCUUGGCGCGCGUUGAAAGGACAGAUUUUUUACAGCCACUGUACAUUGGAGAAGUCGCAGAAGUUCACGUGCAUUUAGGCUACACAUCAAAGCAUUCUGUGGAAGUAAUGGCAUUUCUUUGGGCUGAAAAUCUCAUAACCGGAAGUCGCCGACUAACGAACCGUGCUUCGAUGUGGUACGUUCCGGUGAUAACAGGAAGUGGCGAAAUGAGGGUCAUACCGGAAGUCCCGGCCAUUGAGUAUGCAAGCCAAGAAGAAGAGGAGAGGGGGAGAGAACGCUACCUGAGACAAAAGAGAGCCAGGCAGGAUAAAGAGGAGCAUUUGAAAAAGGUUUGUAAAUUUCAGAUACCUUAUAACUGACACAAGAUACCUUUGGUCUUAUGCAAAAUAUGGGGUUUCAUUCUCAUCAGGUGCGCAGACACGCACUGUGGUAUUAAAAAGGUAUUUCCCAUGUUAACAAAGCUGUGGUAAAUUUAAUGUGGGGAUAGCUUGCCAUCGAUUGUAGCAUUGUUUCGUGUAUUUUGACAAUGUAUGUAUAAUUCAGCUCAAAUUUCAACUGACAUGUUAGUCCUGGGAUGGGUGAAGGUAAACAGAUAUUUUUUUAUUCUUGACCUUAGAUCCCAUAUUGCAGUUUAGCUGCAUCCCUUUGUUUGAUUAUAUCUAAUGAAGAAUCCUGAUUAGCCUUCUUGUCUUGGGGAGUUGUGUGAAGGGAAGGCAAAAUAAAUGUAUAAUUAUGUUGUAGUUAAUUUUUUAUUUCAGUUAAUUUUUAUUUUUCCAUUGUUUUGGGGUAUGGUAAUAUAUGCUAAUUUAAAACAAAGGAAAAACAAAAAUUAACUGAAAUUAAAAAUUAACUGCAACAUAUAUUUUAUUAUACAUAAACACCAAUGAAAUACCAGGUGAGCUUUUGCGCGGAAACAUGAUUUCUUUACCCUUAUUUUCACAUGUGAAAAGAUCACCAUUGCUAUAGCUACAUAAUAAAUCGUGCCUUUCGCAGAAAAAAAAAAAUUCAGUGAAAUGGUUUGGAAUUUCAUUGGUGUUUAUGUAAUAAAUAGAACGUUACAUGGUUGCUUGGAAAUACAAAAUUUCUCCUCUUGUGUUGAAAAAUGUAUUUCAGCACUUGCAGAGAAAUUUUGUAUCUCCAGCGGCCAUGUAAUAUCCUCCUAUAUUUAAACUAAUAGUAAUAACAGUAAAUAAUGAUAAUGAAAAUGAUAAUGACAAUGAUUAAUGAUAUUAGUAAUAAUAAUUAUGACAAUGAUAAUGAUAAUAAUGGCGAUAAUAAUGAUAAUAGUACAAAAACAAAUGCAAGCUGCACUACUGCUACUCUCACUGUUGUUAUUUUUGCUUAGUUGUUUUAGUUUCUUGCUUCUGUUAAUAGUACAUGUUGUGUUUACAAGAAUUAUUUUAUAUUAAUUCUCUCUGUUUAAAUUCUUUCGCACAAUUAGAUCCAACCACUAUUUGUUACUGACAAAGCAUCUCAGAUGGAGUAUAGAACCUCUACUGGUGAUGUUUCUCACUAUAGUGUUCUCAACUCACAGUCAUCUUUGAUCCACUCUGUACAACCCUCAGAUUGUAUUGAUAAUGGUUAUGUACUUGGAGGUGUCACCAUGAAGUUGAUGGAUGAAGUGGCUGGAAUAGUUGCAUUCCGACAUUGUAGAACAAAUGUUGUGACAGCAUCAAUAGGUAAUACAUAUAUUAAUAUAGCUACCAUGUUAUCAAUAAAAAAUACGGUUGCAGUUAAUAGAGAGCUUUAGAUUUGUGGAUGAGGACGACUGCGAGUAUGAGAUUUAACUUAAAGCUUUUUCACAUAUUCUGGAAAAAUAUUCAAUCCAGCAAGCUCCACUUUAUUGUACUGUUUUUCACCUGAAAUGUUAAUGCAGUUAUUUCUAUUGGAGGAGGUUUAGCCCUUUCCCAGUCCCAAAAUUAAAAAAGUUGAUAACUUGUUCCUGCCACCACGGCAUUCUUGCUAAAACUCAUAGUAGAAUUACGAUGGCUAUGACGUUUUCCCGCCAAAAUGACAUUGGCUCAUAUUGCUUGAGCAUUACUAAGUACUUGUAAAUGCUCAUAGUUAUCCUAGUCUUAGAACCUAAAGCUCUCUAAUAAUUAUCAGAAUGCUUAAUUAAGACACCAAGAGGUACCUGCAGUUUCAUGGUGCGAUUAGAUUAGUAUCUAUCAUAGACGUGGUUUACCAUACAAAUUCUCCUCACUGAUAUCUCCAUUAUAAUUAUAUCACAGAAUGUUUGGAAAAAGUUGAUGAGGGCCAGUAUAAUAGUCUCAGUACAUAAGAGGCUAAGUCAGUUUAAUGCUGCACUUACGUUAGAGUUGUACGUUAUGCUUUGCUUUUAUUUGCUCUUUUUUUGUUUAACACAUUUUUUAGAUUCUUUUCUUUAGAGGUACAAUGCAUUGUAACUAAAAUUAAUUAAUUGGCAAGUCAGUUGUAGAUAUUUCCAAUAAUAAAUUAUAAGCUUGAUAUCAUCCAUUUUAUAUUUAUAUUUAUGUUUGCAUAUUGUUACUGACUUCUGUAGUAGGUUAUUAGAACCAAGGCAUGCAUCCACUUUUGUUAAAGUGCAGACUUACUAAGAAAUUUUGGAUUAUAUAGCCCUCAACAAUAUCAUGCAUUUAUCAGUCAAUCACUGUCUUAAUGCUAAAGGUACAUGUAAUCUUCAGUUAUUCUCUUUCUUCCUGAAUUUUUAAUUUGUCAACAGAUGCAAUUGACUUUCAUGCACCAGUGAAGCUAGGUCAUGUAAUACAUUUGGCUGGAAGAGCAACUUUUACCAGCAGUCGUUCAAUGGAGAUAGAAGUUAUUGUUGAUUCGAAAGAUUAUGUAUCAGGUAUAGCUCUUUAGUGUCAAUAGGCCUACAAUGACCCCCACCCCCACCAAAAAGAAAAAAAUAAUAAUAAUAGUAAUAAUGAUGAUAAUAAUAAUAAUAAUAAUAAUAAUAAUAAUAAUAAUAGUAAAUGUCAAAUAAAGACCAAAAAAAAAAAAAAAAAACAGAAAAAAGAUCAGCAAGCAACAAUAACAUCAAGACAAACUAAAAUAUUGAAGGUAAUUAUGGACAGUUGAAAAAAAGGGAAACAAAUACUGUAUUUAAAGGAAAACCUUCAGAGUCAAGAAAGAGCAGCAGGAUCCUUCCUGCUGUCCAUUUAAGGAAGGUGAUGUUUUUAAUAUCCAGUGUUUCAUUGGUGGAUCUCUCGGCUGGCUGGCCUGGGUCUAGUUGUCUGAAACCGAGGCUAGUGAGGCCUCAAGAGUUUUGUUUUGACUCUGGGUUUUAGCAAUUGUGUCCUGGGAUAGGGUUUCCUUCGAGGUGGUUUACCUAGGAAUCGUCAAAAACCAGAGUUAAGAUUUCGAUACUGCCCCAUACAUAUUUUAUAUUACAUUACUAGCCUCGCUUCGGUACAACUAGACCAAGGCCGGCCUAGAGUUCCGCCAUAUUUGCAUCGAUUGUAGAGUUGCCUAUUAUUGCUGAGGAAAGAGAGCCUCCCUAUUCAACUGUCCACUGAAUUUAAUACCUUAAUGUUUUUUGAUCAAUCGAGUUUCACCUAAUAAUACAUAGCAUAUUUCGUUUCGCAUGACUCCUAACGGGUUCGAAAUUUGGAAACAACGUAACUAAAUUUAAUUGUAUCUGAACGUACUUACUGUAGUUUACCGCAAAAUAUACCCUGCUGUUUAUUUUAAUACCAUUUUUUUGUGUUCUUUUUCUUUCUUUCUCUCUGUUUCUCCCUCUUUAUUUACUUAUUUCUUUUUGCUUUCUCUCUUUGUCCUUUUUUUUUCCCGUUGUUGUUGUUGUUUUUUCAGAUUAACUUUUCGCCUCUCUUUUAGAUAAGAGUGUGAGAACGUGCAGUGCGUUUUUUACUUACGUCUCAUUGGAUGCUGAUGGACAGGUCAAAGACAUUCCUCCUCUUGAACUACACACCGAUGAAGAACGAAAGCGGUUUGAGGCUGGAAAGAAAAGAUACCUACACCGCAUAGAAAGUAGAACUAGUUGCAGGUGAAUGGUCCAUUGAACUGUAUGAGUUAAUCUGCUUUGUUUGCUUCUGGCUUCAGCAAAGGGAAGAAUUAGAAACACUUCGGUCCUUUUGCGUGAGUACAGCUAAAUUAUACAGCAUGCUGCAACAGCGGAUUUUUCCCUCGCGCCCGGAGCCCGCCAGAUAGCUGGCUAGCUCGCAGGCUCAGUGAUUUUUUUUUUUCGGCUUAAGAGCAUAAUGUUUUAUAUAGUAAUGUUAGUCAUGGUGGAUUUGUAGUCGCUUUUGUGUCAUAUUUGAGGUUUCAUUUGAAUCAAGGUCAAACGAAACACGUUAUUAAUUUUUUAGGUUAAGCGUUAACCCUUAAACGUAAGACUGAGAGAGAUGCCUAGUUUAAGACUAAAACUAUAAAGCAUUUCAAGCAUGUUGGUAUUAAUUUUAAUUAUUUGUGCGAGAUCUUUGCGUAAUUUUGUUACUGGUGGCGUUUCCAGGGCGUUUCCGUGUCCUCAACUUGACUCGCUACCAAACAAACCAUGGCCUCAUGCGCACUUCGACCUGGUGUAAGCUUGAGCCUAUGCAAGGGUGGCAGAUGAACGUCUGACUACACCAACCAAGUUCUGGUUAUGGUGAUGAUAAUACUGCGUGAUGUGAGCCUGAUUCUUAACGGAUAUGAUAUCGCCAGAAAUCACCAGGGUUAAAGUUGAGACUUUGAUGGAUACUAGAUGGAGAACAGGGACUAGUUUGCUUAAGGCGUUAUCUUGCGUUCCUACGAUUAACCAAUCAUAGCUUCUUAUGACGGCUGAUACUAUUUGUGGCAUGUAUAUACAAUUGUGAUUGUUAAAACAGCCGCUGCCACAUUGGCUAUAAGGUAAUCCACUGGUUUCCUCAUAUUUCAAUCCGUCCACAACACACCAAUGGGUAGCGAGUUACCCGUAAGUGAGACAAGCAUACUGUUAUAAUAGUGUUUGCUAUAAACCGGCUUGAUAGUUGCCGUGGUUGAUCGGACCGAAAGCGAGUUGUAAAUGGUGCUCUUUGGGUGUUAAUCGGGAAAUUGGUUCUUUAAUUUGUGCUCAUACUUUCUUCUGAUCAGCAAUAAUGCAGCGACUGAAUUAUUGUUUCCCUUCCAGAAGUCUUCACACUGUGUGUUUUCCUUUGAUAUCUAUAGCAGAAGAGUAAUAUUUUUGGCUUUUGAAAAUUCAAAAACCCAUCUUAAAUAGAGAGUUAGUUAGGUACGGGUAAAAAAAAAAUGUUUUUAACAUGUUGAGAAAUAUUCUGGCCUCGUCCACAUCUAUUCGUAUUUAUUUACACACUCUUUUUUUCCUUUCGCUGAAAUGGCCUUUCUUUCGUCCAAAAUUAUCUGGUAAAAAAGGAUCACCGGAAAGCAUGUGGUGGCGAUUUUUUAAAACGCCAUCUAGUGUGGACCGAUGAACGGAUGAAAACGGAAAAUUUCUUGCCAGAAAAGAAUCGCUCACUGCCACCUUACGCUUCUAAAGUUUUUUUUUAUUAUUCUCUGAGGUAAACUGAUGUUGAAGCUUGCUUUUUCAGCAUACGAGUUAAUCAGUAUGGGCCCUUUCGCUUCUGCUUUCGAAAAUCAAAGCGUUAUACGACUUAACGACUAUACGAUACCUGCAGGGAGGACGCGAGUGUCAACGUUUUUUGAAAAUUAAAAGAAAAUCUCUUUUCAAAUGAAAGCCGGGUAACGUGUGACGUGUGAAUGGGGUCUCUGGACAGGGCCGUUUUGACUGCCUUGACAUAGGUUUUCUGGGUUAUACUGACUGAUAUAACGACACACGUAUUUUCUCUCUCUUAAUAUCAUUGGUUCACAUAAUUAUCAAGUGUGUAAUGGAAAAUCUUGACUGAAAUUUCGUGGAUGGGUGGCCAAUACGAAUUUUUAUAGGACAAAAUGACUCCUGGUUACAAUUUUUAGCAGUUGGGUUUGUGUAUUACGAAUAAAAGGGCACAAAGUGUAAAGAAAAAGCGCUUUGAGAACAGCUUUACCCUGCAACCGCUCCAACUUUCCUCAGUGACUGUUUCGCUCUCUAGAUCUCUUGCUUAAAACCCGUC